Molecule: messenger RNA, 1061 nt
Organism: Mytilus trossulus (common blue mussel)
Lineage: Eukaryota; Metazoa; Mollusca; Bivalvia; Mytilida; Mytilidae
Exons: 3
Coding region: 127-642 (171 amino acids)
Source: RefSeq, a predicted model, not a curated record
GUCGUGAUUAAGUGUACAUUAGUAACGAAAAAUGUCAACAUCCGGCAAUCGUUUGGAGAUCUAACUGUUUUAACCGGAAAGGAGCGAACAUCAUCUAUAAACGUUCAGAUUUUAAAAAGCUGAACAAUGUAUAGAGCAGAAUUUGGCACAAGUGGAGGUACAAACAUUAGAGAGCGAGGGCCAUACAACUCUACACCAUUUUACAACUAUCUCAGCGGAACUGGAAAGUCACAUGUCUACAGAGGUCCUGCAUACUAUGUUCCAUCAGAGAACAGAUGGAUGGCAUUCCACGAAUACAGAUCGUUACCACGUGAAACCAAAAGAGAUGCUAUUUUGUUCGAGUCUGAAGAUGAUUGGGUGACAUAUCAAAGGAAAAGGGAUGCCGAACAUCCACCUUCAGGUAUAUCUAUGUCUGGUGUUCCAACACAAUAUACUGGUGUACCUGUUCCAACUUUACUACCAUCGCAGUCUUCAGCGUGGAGUCGCCGUUGGACAGGAUCAGGUUACUACUUACCUUCCGGAAAUAAAUGGUUCCGUGACCAGGACAGUCCAGGAAUUCCGAGAGAAUCAAGGUUGUUCAUAAACGAAGAGGAUUGGAUAAAAUUUAAAUAUGCAUCAGACAAUCCUAUCAUGCCUAGAUAAUUCAGACGUUUAAACAUUUAAUAAUUUAUUGCAAUUUCGAUAACUGUUAAAAACAGCAUAAUAUGUUGAUAAAAAGACAAAUACCUUUAUAAUAUUUCCACGCAAUGGAAAAUAAAUGUAUUGUAUUUACAUUUAUCCUACUAUUAUCUAAUAAUGCGUGUGGUGCUGUCCUAUAAGAAAUCUAGAACACUAUAUAUACGAAUCUUUGUUUCCAAAUGAGAUUUGACACCAAAGUAACCCUAAUUAAACACACGUUAAUAGAGUGACAUGGUUAUGAAUGCAUCAAGCGACUUUCUUAUGACUUUGAAUAUCUGUUAUAUUACAUUUAAACCAUGUAUUUUCUUGUAGUCUGUCACAUAAAAUGGUGGUAAACCAUCUUUACUGUUUUUGUUUAUUGAAUAAAUUUGUUAUCAGCAUUA